Messenger RNA from Klebsormidium nitens, 1527 nucleotides. The record is from the annotation of a GenBank genome assembly. Lineage: Eukaryota; Viridiplantae; Streptophyta; Klebsormidiophyceae; Klebsormidiales; Klebsormidiaceae.
CUAGGGCCACCUGAGCUGGUGACAGAACGGCGAGGGCGAACUGAGGCAGAUAAGGGAAGUGCCCGGGGGGAAUAUUCGAGAAGUACUCCUCUUGCUUGCGGCUGAUGACACCAGGAAGCAUGCAGAAAACAUGCAGCCAGUCUCAAUUUAACCUACAAUCACCUAGGGUAGUGGACAACUCUGAAAAUGUGGUGUUUAGUGUUCACAUCAUCCGACACCGCCUCUGUUUGUGUGUAGGUACGUGAGAGCGAUACUUCGAUACGAAAGCCCUUCAUGGCCUGUUGAUGCUCUCCUAGACUGCGUCCUUGCUCUACUUAUCGUCUGUCUCUCCAAAGCCCAGGAGUAAAUGCUCAACACUCCAGCUGCACACUCAGCUGCUGCGAAAAAUUCUGCUUACCAGAAGCGGGCGACAAGCUUUUUCGCGAAACCGCAAAUUGAGCUGAAAGUAACGUCCAAAAAUUCAGUCGCAGCCUUCCAAAGAGCAAAGAAAGCGGAGCAACAUGGCGCUGCAGGGGCGAAACUCAAUGGUGCCUCUUCUCCUCAUGAUCGUGGCGACCUUCUUACUGGUUCCCACAGCUGAAGCGGCAUCCGCUGGUCGCCGCUUGCUUGCGGACCAAGGCGUGUGCGGAAGCGGUCCAGCCCAGUACUUCCCCAACCGCUGCUACUUCAACAGUGACCCUCAGGGGCGUUACGUCUGCUGCGACAACCAGGGCUGCGACGGCUUCAACCCGCCGGGCAACUUCUUUCCCCACUGCAAGAACGCCGGGUUCGUUCCGUCUGCUUUUGGGGUCGGCGCCCCUUCAGCAAUCACGGUGGUUCCAGCGUUCGUCCCGUGCCCCGCCGUCAACGGCGUCCCGACCAACAGCUGCUUCAACCAGGCGGGCACGCAGCACGUGUGCUGCAUUAACCCCGACUCGUGCGGCGCCUUGGCUGCGAACGGCAACCCGACGUGCGCGGCUGGCAAUUACUACGUUUUCUGAGUCUGCGGCGGCGCAGUGUCAAUGUUAGCAAGUUGGAGAGCGAGUCAGAGAGUCAGUGAGUGAGUGAGUUGACCUCUGAAAGUUGAGAGUUAGGAAAUGGGUUUGAGGAUGGAAGUUGCGGUCGGGUAAUAUGGCAGAGGGGUUCGUCAAGGAUGUACGAAACGCAAUGUAGGCUCACCACCCCCAUCCAAACAAAAUAAGUUUUGUAGUAACGGUGUUUUUAGUUCUCGAUUCUGAUGUGGAGGGCCAUACCCACGUAUGUAGAGGUCGCGACGAGGCAAUAUAACUUGCUUGAGACAGUUCUCGAUAAUGUACAUAUGCGGAAUCUGCAAGGUAGGAUGCUAAGAUUUGAAGUGCCGGUCGGGCUGAGAGAAACCUGAGCUAGGGACGCUGAAACAUUCUCGUUUCGCUUUUUAUCACUGUUAUUAACGUCACAACUAAUCUAGACGAUCGCGUUGUGCCGGCGCACAAAUCAAUGCUGGCGCACAAAUCAACGAUUGUACAACUGAGCCAUGGUCGGCCAAUUAGCCUGGUUGCUAGUUUCACG